Molecule: messenger RNA, 2625 nt
Organism: Thermochaetoides thermophila DSM 1495
Lineage: Eukaryota; Fungi; Ascomycota; Sordariomycetes; Sordariales; Chaetomiaceae
Product: putative finger protein
Exons: 4
Coding region: 1-2625 (874 amino acids)
Biological process (GO): ribosome-associated ubiquitin-dependent protein catabolic process; rescue of stalled cytosolic ribosome
Cellular component (GO): RQC complex; cytosol
Molecular function (GO): zinc ion binding; ubiquitin protein ligase activity; ribosomal large subunit binding
Source: RefSeq, a predicted model, not a curated record
AUGACGGAACUCUCAGACUCGUUGCUGUCGGAAAAGGCAGCCGCUUUGCGAAAGCUUUUGGACAAACAUGUUCCAAAACAGAACCCGCUCAUUCGUGUUCUUGAAGGUCAAUUGAGUCAGGCUGGACCUGACUCCCUUGCCAUCGACACUUUGGUCCAACAAGCUCUUUCCUCUCUUCAAUCUGAAUCUUUGUCAGUGGAAGAUGUCUUCCCUAGCUCAACGGAAUGGAUGACGGAGCUGUCACGCUUCUUCUCGCGCCCUCCAAAUCCGUCGUUAUCAUUGACCAGCAGCAUGAGCGGUGCCUACUUCCUAGCCCAAGGCGGCGCCGGCUCAGCAAACCAAGCACUUACUCGAGACAGUGCCGGUCGCACCGUCACGGCCAGGAUGGCGUUGUUCACAGCAAAGCUCCUCACUUCUGGAGUUCAGCUAGCUUCACUACCGCCAGAGUUUCAGCUCGAACUUGUAUAUCUGCUCCUCGUCACUGCAUCUCUGGCCGGUGAUCAACUAGCAGUCGGUGAGCCUGAAGGCUUGUGGAAUAAUUCUCCAGAAGCCCUGGUCGAUAUGCAAGACUUCCUUGAUUUGAGCUCUGCGGCCGUCGAGGCCAUUGUUGCAGCUGCUGAGAGCUGGAGAGAUUUGGACAUGUCCGGUGACUCUCUACUCGAGCGCCUGACAGGCUUCAUGAUUCGAGAGACUCAGGGAUCGGGUCCUGGAGCGUUCUACACUGCCAAAGCUCUAAGCUCGCUGUUCCAAGCCUUGGUUAAAGCACAUGGGCCACCAACCAGGCUUGAAGAGUGGAUCACCCGGCUUGGGGUUAUGAGGCUGGCUCCGGACACUACUCUGGCUGCCUCUGCCUUCCUUUCCGGUUUCGGUGGUGCGCUUGAGUCUUCCAAAGUUGUUUUGACUCUGUGUACCCGCUUGAUCAGCGAAAUCCCAGGGUGCUCUGCAGCACAGCCACAAACUCUUCCAUCCCUCGUUUUGCUGAAUCUCACCAUGUCCGUGUAUGAGGCAGGCCAGGUCCCCGUCGAGACACGCAAGCAGGUUCUCGCUCUUCAGCAAAUGAUGCGGUGGGCAGAGAGUCCCGAGGAGAUUGGUCACCAGCUGGCUGCCGAGAUUUGCAAAGCGAUCGCCCGGUUUCUUCCAGGCUGCAAAGAUACGUACGGCCCGUUUUGGGAGCAGGCGAUCGAAUACUGCUUUUGGUUAUGGGAGCACGCCAAGGAAGCUCAACCAGAAGAGCGCUUGCCUUACAUUCAUUCCUCUCUUAAGCUUAUGCAGGCAUUUCAUGGCACCGAAGACCCCAACGAUGACCUUCAGGAAGCUCUGGAGAGCCAUGCAAAGGACGAGUCUGCAGGGCUAAUUUCUCUUCUUACCCUUCCGCGGGAAGCGCCAUCUAGUCUUCCUGGCGAAUUGGUCGAUGCUUUGCUCUCAAGAGCGGUAAGCAAAAUACCACAUACACACCUUACAGACCUCAGCGGCCUUUACGAAUCGGUUUCUUCCGAGUCGAAAGAGAUACAAAAGGCCGCUUUUGGCUUGCUCCAUCGUGCCUUGCCUGCUGUGCAAGAGGACAUCAAUCUGGCUGUUAUUCUGGACAAAAAAGCUGCACAACUCCCUGACGAAUUACUCUCUCUGCUCCUCAAUGCCCCAAAUCCCGAUGAGUACUCCGACGAGGACCUUGCACAGUUUCCCGCGCCUAUCCGCUCCUAUCUGUUGGCUUGGCAUCUCGUUUUUGAUGCCUACAGCAAGGCUUCCUUCAGAGUUCGCAGCGAUUACACGGAAAAUCUCCGCAAGGACAAGUACCUCGAUCCUCUCCUCAAUUUUCUUGUUGACGUUCUUGGCCAUGCCCUCGCCUGUGCUCUUGACCUCGACAAAGAAGGCUUCACGGCAGAGCACAUCCGUUCCUACAGCAUUGAUCUCGCCGACUCCGAGCCAGCUGAGAGGGACAUGAACUGGCUUCUCAUCCACCUGUUCUACCUUGUGCUUAAAUACAUCCCUGGUUUGUUUAAGAUGUGGUAUUUCGACUGCCCAUAUAAGCAAACUAAGAACACGGUUCAGUCAUGGAUGGAGAAAUUUUUCUCACCGCUCAUCAUUUCGGAUGCCCUCGAUGAGGUUGUGGAAUGGGCGUCAAAGCAAGAAGGAGGAGAUCCAGACACACAAGAACUCGUGGUCAAGGUCAACAAAACCAUGAGAGAGAUAACUGCCGGGUAUCCUGUUGACGAUGAUGCGGCCACUAUCCUCUUGCAGGUGCCCAAGUCAUACCCUCUUGAUCCUGUCGAGGUCUUGAGUGUUAAGCGGGUGGCCGUCAGGGAUGACAAGUGGCAGGCUUGGCUUAAGGGCAUCAAGGCCGUCAUCAUGUUUGGGAACUGCAGCUUGGUUGAUGGUUUGAUGGCCUUCAGGCGCAACAUCUCCCUCGCUUUGAAGGGUCAGGAAGAGUGCGCGAUAUGCUAUUCAAUCAUUGCUCAGGACAAGACAUUGCCAGACAAGAAGUGCGGCACGUGCAGCCACUACUUCCAUCGUGUGUGUCUAUAUAAAUGGUUCCAGAAUAGCGGCCGCAACACGUGCCCGCUGUGUCGGAACCCCAUCGACUAUUUGGGCGCGGACACAAAGAGGAGGAGACCGGAACAUGAAUAA